CUCCAGUAGGUGAUCAGAUUGUGGGGGUAGAACCCUCAUGGUAGGUUGAGAGCCCUUUUGAAAGAGACCCCAGAGAGGUCCCUUACCCCUUCCUUGAUUUGAGGGCACAGGGAGAAGACUGCUGGUCUGUGAACCAGGGAGCCAUCUCGCACCAGACGCUGAAUCCACCUGCACCAUGAUCUUGGACUUCUGAGCCUCCAGAACUACUCACCAGAAACCCACUGUCAAAACUCUCUCUCUGACACCUGCGGCGGACAUCUGGUCACUGGGGAGCCCAGGUUCUAAUUUACAUCCCUGCACACACAUCCCGAGGAGCUCAUCCCAGCUGGAGCAGAUGGACCUGUGAAGAGCUGUCCCCUGCGGGCUGGCUUCAGGGCAUCAUGUGACCAGCUGUUCAGGGGCACCCCGGCCUGGAGCCAGGCACACUGGAGACUUGGAUCUAGCAACAGGCAGCGGCGGAGUCCUGUGCAGCCAUGUCGGUGGUGGAAGAGAGCCGGCCGUUUGCCCAGCAGCUCUCCAACGUCUACUUCACCAUCCUGUCCCUUUUCUGUUUCAAGCUUUUUGUGAAGAUCAGCCUCGCCAUCCUCAGUCACUUCUACAUAGUGAAAGGCAACCGCAAGGAGGCCGCCCGGAUAGCCGCGGAGUUCUACGGAGUAACCCAAGGACAAGGUUCCUGGGCAGAUCGGUCACCACUCCAUGAAGCAGCAAGUCAAGGUCGUCUUCUCGCUCUGAGAACAUUAUUAUCACAGGGUUACAAUGUAAACGCAGUCACCAUAGACCACGUCACCCCGCUGCACGAAGCCUGCCUCGGCGAUCAUGAGGCCUGUGCCAGGACGCUUCUGGAAGCCGGAGCUAACGUAAACGCGAUCACCAUAGAUGGCGUGACUCCGUUAUUCAACGCCUGCUCGCAAGGCAGCACGAGCUGCACGGAGCUGCUCUUGGAAUACGGCGCCAAGCCGCAGCUGGAGUCCUGCCUGCCUUCCCCGACGCACGAGGCCGCCAGCAAAGGUCACCACGAAUGCCUAGAAAUCCUGAUCUCCUGGGGCGUAGACGUCGACCAAGACAUUCCUCACUUGGGGACCCCUCUCUACGUGGCUUCUAUGUCCCAGCAGUUCCACUGCGUCCAGAAGCUUCUCUACGCUGGCGCUGACGUACAAAAAGGCAAAUACUGGGAUACCCCGCUACACGCCGCUGCUCAGCAGCCCUGUACGGAAGUUGUAAACUUGCUGCUAGAAUUCGGAGCGGAUAUCAACGCCAAAAACACAGAGCUUCUGCGACCCGUCGACGUAGCGACCUCCAGCAGUCUGGUGGAAAGACUGUUGCUUCAACAUGAAGCCACCCCCAGCCCUCUGUGCCAGCUGUGCCGACUCUGCAUCAGAAACUGCCUAGGAAGGUCCAGGUUGCACCUUAUCCCACAGCUCCAGCUGCCGACCUUGCUGCAGAAUUUCCUACAGUAUCGAUAAGGCAGUAAAAUAAUUCUAAGUAUUUGAAAAUCAAAAAUUUCUGUCAUCUGUGUAGUGUACAUUUCAUAUUAAAAUAUGCUACAGCUAGGGUAAAGUGAAACAAGCAGCCCCAGGCAAGGAGCGACACAGCAGCCUGCGUUACCGUGUGCCAGUGUGCGCUGUUACUUCAUGCGUUUGCACUGGUUUGGACUAUAAUAUUUAAUACAUCUACGUAUUAUUAGCUGCUCCCUUAUAUCCAUUUGUCAAUUUAGAAAAAAAUGAGAAAUUCUCCAUUUCAUUUUUUUUAGAGUGAAACAGAAAAAUGUGAACCUCUACUAAAAGUAUUUAUAUAUUGUAUUUCUAAAGGCCUAUAUUCUUCAAAUAAUGUGUUAACAUUUAAGUUUUGGCAACUAUAAUUGUUUAUCUCUGUAUUUUGAUAUUAAUACAAAGUAGAGUAUGGUUUAGAAGAGAGACAUAACCUUUUUGAAAUAAAGAUGACCCUCAUUCAGGAACCCACCAUGUCCAAUGUGCACCUGUCAUUAUAACGAUCAGUUCAGUAAAGAAAAGGUGGGUUGCCCCAAAGACCCCACUGGUCAUAUCGGCGCCUUAAGUGGACCUAUUUCCAGAACUGGUAGGACUCGGAGUUACCGCUGCUGCGCCCUCAGCUGGGGGGUCUGGAGCAUGACACCCCUGCUCGGGCUGUCUGAAGACCCUUCCUCCUCAGGGCCGCCUCUCAAGUCUCAAGUCCUGCUUUUACACGUCUCACUCCAGGCUUCCUCCACUUGGGAAACUGCUGAUACCUGGGCCGAGGAACGUGAACUUCAUGUCUAAUGGGUGAAGACACCCGGGGUCACACCGCAGGGCUCAGCGCAGUCCGAGGCUGUCAAAAGCGCAAGAUAAAAACGCCUUAAAUUGUGAGGUUUCCAAAGAAAAGGAAAAGGGAGUGCCACUUAGCAACUGUAGAACCCUUAGAAAUUUUACUUGUUUGUAGACCUUCAUGGCGGUGUCUCGAAUCCUCCAUCCGCAAUCAUGGGUCUGGGGGAGGCGGUCCGAGGGAGCGCUGGAGGCCGGAGGACGCUGGCGCGCGGCGUCCUCUGCCGGGGCGAGCGCUGCGUGCUCUCGCCUGCUUCACUGUGCUUGAGUGCAACGUAAAGCACCAUUUUUGAAAAGUUACACCUGCUCUGUAAUUUAGACUAGACUUGUGUCUUUUAUGGAUUUAGAAAUAAGAUAAUCAAGGUAACACUAUAAAGGAGAAGGAAAUAUUUUGAUGAGUUUUUUAAAUUUAUCAAAUUUUCAUAAAACAGUUUGACCACUUUUGAUAAACCGGGGGCCUGUUUUCCUUCUUAGCUCUUGGCUGACUUUCAGAGACAUGUGGGGAAUAAACUAUUAUUGUACACAACCUCCAUGUCACUAAGAUUGCAUUAAAAACCAUUUGUUUAGAUUUUUAAAAGUAGAAAUAAGGCUGUAGUGCGUUUGUUUAAGAAAUGGCUUCUAUGUGGUGGAGGCUUUUAAGCGAGCCUGUUUUACUAAAUAAUUUCAGCCUAGCAAAUUUAUAAUAUCCUCAGAAUAGUGUACAUCUCAACUCUUUUUAUUAUAGAAUAAACCUAUUGAAUAUAAUCAGGUAUUAAAACUGCAUUUAGUAAAACAGCUCUCUACUAAUCCUUCCCCUGAGUCAGAGGCGGUCUCGGAGUUUAAGAGUGAUACAGCACAUCCUUCUUCAUUGGUCUUGGGCCAACAAAAGAAGUAAAUACCAAAUAUUAAAGUAAGGAUAGACGCUUAAAAAUUUCAGUAUGCUGGUACCUUGUAUCUUAGUUUGAGUAUAGCUGUCUUAUCAAAGAAGUGUUCCAAGUAAGUGUAUGUUUGUUAAUAUAUUGAAGUGUGAUAUUUAUUCCCUGGAAUAAAACACUUUUUUCCUGUUCUAA
Molecule: messenger RNA, 3364 nt
Organism: Vicugna pacos (alpaca)
Lineage: Eukaryota; Metazoa; Chordata; Mammalia; Artiodactyla; Camelidae
Source: RefSeq, a predicted model, not a curated record